GAGAGAGAAAGAACUCGUUUUUCCGUCUCUUCUGUAUUAUAAAUCCCUCGUUUCUAUCUUUGCAACAUCCUUUUAGCCACACCCCCCCACCCACCUUCGUAGAUAUAUACAUAUAUGUAUCUAUACCUAGGGUUUUGUUGAUUUUUAUUUCUCUCUUCAUCGAAAUCAAAUUCCUGAAUUUUUUACCUCAAUCAAUGGGGAAGAAGAGGAAAUCCGAUGCGUCGCGGCUGGACGAGGUGGAUCGUGGCAUGUACACCACCUUCUGCAGCGCGGCAAACUCCCUUUCUCAGCUGUACACCCACGCGAUGCACCAGCAGAAACUCUCUUUCCAGGCCGGCGAACGCCAUUCAAUGGAAAAGAUUUGCAACUGGAUUUUGAGACAGCACGAAAACGGGGCCAGAGUGAUGGCUGGUGACAUACUUGCUUAUAUUCAGAAUGAACUAGAUUAUGCAACGGAGGAACCUCCGCCAUCUCCAAGGCUUCCAGCUCAGCAGCAACAGCCGCCACCUCAUUCAGGACUCCCCAUAUCUUCCAAUGCAUUUGGUCCUGCUUCUGUGGGACAAGGACAUCGUUCAGGUUCAGGUAAUCCAGACCAAACUAGAAGCUCCUCGGUUUUCUCAAACGCCCUGUCUAGUCCAGUUCGCCGGAGCCUCCAGAACUAUCAUUUACCACAGGGAGGCUUCUCUGCGAACAAUCCUAUGCGGACCAAUGAGAACAGCAUUAACCAAAUCAGAGAUACCAAUCCUCCAAGUUCGAACGACACUUCAAUGGACAUGCACGGGGAUAGCCCUGGUCAUGAUUCUCCUUACGGGAAUUGAUCGUUAUUCAAGGAGUCGAGCGUAUUUAUCGAAAAGGGUAUGCUUUUAUAGUUAAGGUGGCGUUACGAGGGUAUUUAUGAAAAAAGGGGGUCUGUAGUAAUAGUUAUGAUUUAUCUUAACGACAAAAUCUGUCGUGCAGAGGUGGCCAUCUGCGAAAGUGGUGAACAAGCUCUAAGAAGUGUCCCAAACGGAAGGAUUUCAUAGAGCUUGAAAUAGAUUGUGGCUUGUAACUGUUCCCGGGUCCUUUUUUUUUUUUUUUUUUUUUUUUUUUUUUUUUCUAAAUCGUGAUGAUGUUUUAUCUAUAGUAUUAUUGUCUUCACGAGUCUUGAAAAUAUUGUCAGCGUGAAAAUAUUUUUCUAUAUAUAUAGUUCAAUAAUUGAUUUAGUUUUUUU
Messenger RNA from Erythranthe guttata (spotted monkey flower), 1210 nucleotides. RefSeq lists its product as uncharacterized. The record is from RefSeq and is a predicted model, not a curated record. NCBI's taxonomy places the organism in Eukaryota, Viridiplantae, Streptophyta, Magnoliopsida, Lamiales, Phrymaceae.